Pseudonaja textilis is the source of this 1563-nucleotide messenger RNA. Lineage: Eukaryota; Metazoa; Chordata; Lepidosauria; Squamata; Elapidae. The record is from RefSeq and is a predicted model, not a curated record.
AUGCUCAGCUAUUCUAAUUCUGCAUUUUUAUUCACACAUGUACUCCCUCCAGGAGAACCAGCAUCUGAAGAAGUUUUCCUAACAAUGCCAGAAGCAGUUGUGCAGGAUUCUGGGCGGGCCAUUGUAUCUGUCAUUGGAGACAUUAUGGGAGCUGCGCUAGAAAAUAUAGACCAACUGCUUCAGAUGCCCUUUGGCUGUGGUGAGCAGAAUAUGGUCAAGUUUGUUCCCAACAUCGUUGUACUCCAAUACUUGGAAGAAACCAAUCAGGUGACUCCAGAAUUAAGGAAUCAGGCAAUAGAGCACAUGAAGAGUGGAUAUCAGCGGCAGCUGCUUUAUAAACAUGAUGAUGGACUUGAGCUGACUGCAUUUGUGGCCAAGGCUUUUGGCCAGGCAAAGUGCUACAUCUAUGUGGAUGAAAGGCAUAUUCAGAAUGCUGUGGACUGGUUGAGGAAACAUCAACUUUCCAGUGGCUGCUUUGAAAGUGUGGGGAGGCUCUUUAACAAUGCCCUGAAGGGUGGUGUGGAUGAUGACCUCUCUCUAACAGCUUAUAUCACUGCUUCUUUGCUGGAGCUGCACCUAGAGAAGAAUGGGAGCAUGGUAGAUGAUGCCUUACUCUGUCUGAAGAGGAACCUGAACUUUAUGAACAGCACCUACUCCAAGGCUUUGCUGGCUUAUAUCUUCACAUUGGCUGGGGACACAGAUAUCAGGCAACAGCUCCUCAGGGAUUUAGAGGAGGAGAUUCUCAAAAUAGAGACAUCAUCCUCACAGACUGAGAUCAUUGCCUAUUUUCUUUUGGCUUACUUGUCGAACCUGGAGGUAUCCAUAGAUGAUAUUAAGUAUGCUUCCAAGAUAGUGCAAAUCCUUGUUAAACUACAAAAUCCAUAUGGAGGCUUUUACUCCACACAGGAUACUGUGGUUUCCCUGCAAGGUUUAGCCAGGUAUGCAGCUUUGACAUUUGUUGAGAUAGAAAAUCUAAAGGUGCUGGUAAAAUCCAGCAAAGGCUUCCAGCAUGAAUUCCAUGUGAACAAGCAAAAUCGGCUGGUGCUCCAGCAGGCCUCCCUUCCAGAGAUCCCUGGUCAGUACAAGGCGGAGCUCUCAGGUCAUGGCUGUGUUUAUGUGCAGACUGUCCUUCGAUAUAACCAACCACCACAGAAGACAAAUAGUUUUACUUUGAAUGUGGAAAUAUUGCCAAAUGUGUGCAACUCCUGGAAGCAUUUUGUCAUCCUGCUAGAAUUAAGCUACAUAGGUCAACGAGAGACAAGUAAUAUGGCCCUAAUAGAAGUGAAUAUGGUAUCAGGAUUCAUUCCUCUGAAGAAAUCUGUGAAGAAGCUGGAAGGCAAAGGCCAUGUAAAGAAAGUUGAAUUUGAUCUAGACAAAAUCACUAUGUAUCUCGAUCAGCUGGAUAAUGCAAGUCAAAACUACAAUUUUGAUGUGGUACAAGAACAUGAAAUAAGAAAUCUUAAGCCUGCAAUAAUUAAAGUUUAUGAUUAUUAUUAUCCAGAUGACAAUACUGUUGUUGAAUAUAAUGCUCCUUGCAUUUUUUGUCUAUUAUUGAUUUUCUAA